This is a messenger RNA of Procambarus clarkii (red swamp crayfish), 870 nucleotides long. Its product is annotated as multiple coagulation factor deficiency protein 2 homolog. The record is from RefSeq and is a predicted model, not a curated record. Lineage: Eukaryota; Metazoa; Arthropoda; Malacostraca; Decapoda; Cambaridae. Gene Ontology annotation, molecular function: calcium ion binding.
ACUUGAAGUUGCCUGGGCACCGAAGCUCUGAUAUCACGAGAUGAGGCACUGGGGCGUGUGGCUGGUGGUGGGCGUGUGGGCGGGGUGUGGGCUGGACGUGGUGGCAAUAGAAGCAGGCCAGAAGCCUAUGCACAUAAAUAAACCGUCUCACCACCAACACGUGAAGCAGCACCACCAUCACGUGCCUAAGCGACCUCAAGACACGCUUGGAAACCCUAAACUGCUGCAAGAUGACAACCUUCUUCACGAUAGGGAACAUCUGAAGGAGGAACUUCCUGCCUACAUGUCGCUAGACAAGAUUGAUCAGAUGUCUGACAAGGAAUUGGAUUUUCAUUACUUCAAGUUACACGACUUUGAUAACAACUACGGCCUGGAUGGUCUGGAGCUCCUGUCAGCCAUCAUCCACAUUGCCGGAGACACUGAUGGGGACGAGGACGAAGUGACCAUCGAUGACGAGAAGCUCAAAGGACUCAGCGAGCAGGAAAAGAAGAUACUACAGAACUUUCGUCAGCAGAAAUGGGAUGAGAAAUUUAAGUUUUAUAUUGAAUUGGUUGACGACGUACUGCAGGAGAACGACAACAACAAGGAUGGUUAUCUCUCGUGGGGCGAGUUCCGUCUGGCCAGAAAUCACAGGAGGUAACUUAGAUAAUACGUCUUCAAACCCAGUUUUCAAAAGUCAACUUGUGAUAAAAACGCUUAUAACACUAAGUAAUAAGUAAGAUUUGAUACAGCACUUAAACAAGUUAGGUUUUGGUACUGCAGUUACACCAGUAAGUUAAGCUUGAUAAAUUCGCUUACACCAAUAAAUGUUAUGUUUUGAAGAGAAUUUAUAAAUAUUUGAUGGUUUGCUAAAUAUAAAUAAAUAGAAUU